This is a messenger RNA of Paramacrobiotus metropolitanus, 1050 nucleotides long. RefSeq lists its product as uncharacterized. NCBI's taxonomy places the organism in Eukaryota, Metazoa, Tardigrada, Eutardigrada, Parachela, Macrobiotidae. The record is from RefSeq and is a predicted model, not a curated record. The transcript has 6 exons. The coding region runs from base 146 to 865 and encodes 239 amino acids.
GUCAAAUAUAAACCGCCGGCCGUCUACGAGUAGUACGAAUUUUCAGCGAAGUUGUUCGUCUUUUGCUGUCGGUUCUCGCACCACCACAGUCCAGUUUUCUUUCUAGUCUAUCUUGCAAGUUUCUUAACCAAAGACCAAGACCGAAAUGGCGUACGCUGGCGAUUGCUUACAUGGGAAACACAGCCAGAAGAUCCAUCGCGGACAGCGGAUCUAUUCGCAGAAUAAGGCCUUGGAAUUGGUUAUGCAGGAUGACGGAAAUCUGGUGCUGUAUAGUCGGAAAGACCUGAGACCACUCUGGGCUUCCAACACGCACGGCCGAAACGGUGUGGAAGCCGUUAUGCAAAGUGAUGGCAACUUUGUUGUCUACGCUCCGGGCGGACAUCCGAUCUGGGCUUCCAACACCCACGGAAAGCAUGACUGCAAACUGGUCUUGCAGAAUGACGCCAACUUGGUAAUCUAUGACUGCCACAACCACCCAGUCUGGGCAUCGAACACCCAUGGACAGUGUCCGGAACACGAGCAAGACAUUUUGCACCCGGGCGAAGAGCUUCUUCCUGGCCGUUCUAUCCACUCCAAGAACGGUAAACUGGAUUUGAUUAUGCAGACCGAUGGCAACUUAGUGCUGUAUCGCACUAGCGACGGCUCACCAAUUUGGGCCAGCAACACUUGCCAUAAGCCUGUCCAGAAGUGCGUCAUGCAGCACGACGGCAAUCUGGUACUGUACGAGCACAACGGAACUCCCAUUUGGGCCAGCAACACUUACGGACAAAACGGUGCUGAACUGAAAGUCCAGGAUGAUGGCAACCUGUGCAUGUACAAAGGUCAUCACUGUUGUUGGGCCUCCGGAACCCAUGGAAGAUGUUGAACUUAAAGUUGCCGUUUUUAGGGGUAGUCUUGGUGAUAGUUAUUCAGCUUCGUAUGAUUUACAUAUUUGAUUUGGAAUUCGGCCAGCAUUACAACACUUGUCUUGCUUAAUGGAAUAAGGCUUUAUUAUGGUAAUUUCACAUCUGAGAUUUCCGGCACACAAUUGAAUAAAGCAUCUUAUGAACA